AUGAAGUCUCUUCCGUUCUCGCUUCUGCUCGUUUACCUCUUCCAGUACGGUGAGUAUCCUCCAAAACUGUACAGUUUCCUUAUUUCAACUAAUACGUAGUCAUGAAACGUCACGCAUUGCACCAUAAUUGGCCCUUCUUCACUUAUUUCCUUUCCGUCGGGACUAUAGAAUAUUCAUUGACAGCCCGGUCGCAGUCGUGUUCCGACAACCACAUCCACUGCGUUUUCUGGUCAGAGAAGGGAGAAUGCGAAACGAAUCCAAGAUGGAUGAAGAGAAACUGUCAAAGAGCGUGUGGAGUGAGUCACUUCUCGGGUUGAGGGGUUUAAACUAAAGCUGCAGACGUGCCGGUUGACAGGCGCGAAAAGCCAAACAAGACAGCUGGACGUGCCAACUACGAGAACCUUUGAUGAUGAUCAGAACAUACAAUUUCUCCCGUCGAGGCCGUCUUCCAUUCCAGAAGGAUGCAACUCUGUUCAGACUGUCGAAGGUGCCUGAAAGUGUUCAUCUCCACCCCCAUCUCAUUCUUUUCAGCUGAAACCCGUCGAAUCUUUUCGAGCGGUCAGCUGAUGGCCCGUUUCCGUCAGCAGAUUUGCGCCGAAGAGCAGAUUGCCCCCGACUGCUCCGUCAAUCAGUGCUUCCACAAGAAGUAUCGCUCGAUGGACGGCACGUGCAACAACCUGCAAAACCCCGCCAAAGGAGCCGCCUUCACUGCCUAUUCGCGUCUCAUGCCGGCUGCCUAUGAUGACGGAUUCAACACACUUGUUUGUGAGUGACAUUUAAUUGUGCACGGAUACUGUAGGGCACAGAGAGCAAACAUUAAACAGUUCAAUGACAAAAUAGGAACGAACAAUACUAUGUGUGAUCCUGUGAUCUUUGAAAGAUGACCUUCAUUUCCAGCCGCUUCCCGUCGAAACCGUCCGAAUCCGCGGGAAGUUUCCGUCUUUCUGUUGUCAUCUGAAAGGUCACUGCCUGGCCAUACUAAUUCACUUCUCAUGCUUUUUGGGCAGGUGAGAGGCUUAUCGUCAGUUCCCCUUUACUUUCAAAUGUCUUUAGUUUGUCUCGCAUGACAUCACUUCAAAUGCCGCCCAGGGAUCCUGCUCGUGCGGCAGUUCCGGUCCAAUGUGCGCUUCGAUCUUUGCACCGCCAUCGGAUAGAUCGUAAUUAUAAUGAAAAUGGCAAAAAGUAAAUCGGAACAGUUUUCAGAAGACGAUGCAUUCCAUUCACUCGUUCAUUCCCCAUCUGCGGAACUGGCCAAUUUGGAAGAGUUCGCGACCAGCUCAACAUGAAUACAGCAGCAAUUGACGCCAGUUUGGUAUGAAAGGGAAUGAGACCAAGUAUAAUAUAUUUGUCAGUUUCAGAUCUAUGGAUCAGAAGCAAUCACCGGGCGCAGCUUGAGAUUCGGAGCAAUGCUCAGAACUACAGUGACUUCAAUCUGAUCAAUUUCUCACCAAUUAUUCCAAUUUCAGAUUCUCCAAGGACGCGUGUUCCCUCCAAAUACCAAUCCGGGUAGUCUGACUGCUGGAGACGGGAGGGCGACUUUGUUCAACGGAUUGGCUGCUCUUCACACUUCCUUCCUUCGUCUUCACAACAAGUACGGAAUCCAUUGAGUGCAUUCCUCUCAUACGUUGUUUUCAGUAUUGCCGCUCGUCUUCAGAACAUGAAUAGACGCUGGAAUCCCGAUCGGAUCUUCCAAGAAACAAGAAAGAUUGUCGGAGGAAUCGUUCAAGUGAUCACUUACCAAGAGUUUGUUCCAGAACUGGUGGGAGAUGCUUCGAAGACGGUUCUCGGCGCAUACAACGGGUGAGUGCGAGUUGGUCGGGAGUACAAAAUCAUCUGAUUUCAGAUACAAUCCGAAUGUGGAGCUCGGCAUUUUGAAUGAGUUCGCUGCUGGAGCGUAUCGUCUUCACGGAAUGAUUCAGGAGUCUUAUCCUCUGAAGACUCUCAGUUCCGGGAAUUCCACAGCUUCAGAUUCAUCGACGCUGUCAACAAUAUCCAGCAUGUCAUCUCAAACAUAGAUUCUAUUUACAGGUUUUCCAGGUGACGACCGCUGAAAAACAGUUCAAAGUUUUCAGAGGAAUGAUGUCCGUUCCGGUGCGCAAUCCGCAGAGAUUGACGACCUCGGUGACGGAGAGACUGUUCGGGGGCAGUGUGGAUAUGGCAACAAUCAAUAUUCAAAGAGGAAGAGAUCACGGCUUGAGGUAAGCGCUCACAAACGAAAAAGACCAGUGAGCAAAGGAGGGAAAGGGCAAAGUCUGACUCGAAUGGCGCCACCUACUGUACCCCGGUCGUAUCUUUUAUCGCUUUGAGCGCGCCCUUAUUGGUAGAGAGAAUGCCGCGUAAUGUGAUUGUGUAGUCGAGAAGAGAAGACUGAAUCAUGGGGCGAUUGUGGUUGAGUUGCAAAAAAGGAACUAACAACAUUUAGCUUGUGAAUGAAUCAUCAUUUGUUUGCCAGUGCACCAAAACAAAUCACUUUCAGAUCCUACAAUGACUACCGCCGUUUCUGUAACCUGCAACCAAUCACAAGCUUCGAUAAUGUAAUGCAAACCACAAUUAACUCUGAAAACGUAUUUUUCAGUGGCCGGAAGUUCCAGAUCAGAAUGUCCGCCAACGCAUUGCCCAAUUGUACCGCACUCCGGAUGAUGUACAUAUCUACAUCCUCUCCAUCCAAUCCCGUUUUAUUUUCAGGUUGACUUCUAUGUCGGAGGUAUUUUGGAGCAACCGUCGGCCGGAAGCGUCGUCGGAGCCACAUUUGCGUGCGUCAUUGCAAAGCAGUUCGAGCGCCUUCGCGACGGAGAUCGCUUCUAUUACGAGAACACUGGAAUCUUCACUUCCGCUCAAGUGGCCGAACUGAAGAGAACCACGCUUUCGUGGGUGCUCUGCCAAACUGGAGACAAGUCAGUGAUGAGUGACAGCUCCAGAAUCCAUUGCAUUUCUGUUUCAGCAUGAUUCGUCUUGGUCGCCGCGCUUUUGAGAUUGAGGACGGUUCUCGUGCUGUUCCCUGCUCUUCGAUCACCGGAUUGAAUCUGGAAGCGUGGAGAGAGUGA
Molecule: messenger RNA, 3044 nt
Organism: Caenorhabditis sp. 36 PRJEB53466
Lineage: Eukaryota; Metazoa; Nematoda; Chromadorea; Rhabditida; Rhabditidae
Source: the annotation of a GenBank genome assembly